AUGAGUGUGUGUUCAAAUCUUCUUAGGAUGGGAAAUGCCUCUGAAACAUCUUUGUUUGUAUCCAAAAUAUCCAAGGAGAAUGACUUCUUGCUGGGCACAGUCUACACAAUCUUUGGUGUGCUGUCCCUUGUGGGGAACACCGUGCUGUUGUUUGUGGCAUAUCGUAAGAAGUCCUCUUUGAAACCGGCCGAGUUCUUCAUUGUCAACCUGUCCAUCAGUGACUUAGGAAUGACCAUCACACUCUUCCCUUUCGCUAUUCCCUCUGCUUUUGCACACAGGUGGCUGUUUACGGAGCUGAUGUGUACGUCUUACGCAUUCUGUGGGGUACUCUUUGGCCUGUGCAGCCUAACCAACCUGACCGUGUUGUCGUCUGUGUGCUGGCUCAAAGUCUGCCACCCCAACUACGGUAGCAAGUUUUCAUCAUCUCAUGCGUGUCUGCUGGUGGUGGGGGUAUGGUGCUACGCCGGGGUGUUUGCCGUGGGACCGUUAGUGGGCUGGGGCCAGUACGGUUCCGAGCCCUAUGGGACGGCCUGCUGCAUUGACUGGCAUGCACCUAGUUACAGUCUCUCUGCCAUGAGCUACAUCAUCUGCCUUUUUUUCUUCUGCUACAUCAUGCCCUGUACCAUCAUCUUCCUCUCCUACGCCUUCAUCCUGAUGACUGUCCGAGGCUCCCGCCAAGCGGUUCAGCAGCACGUCUCGCCCCAGAACAAGAUUGUCAAUGCUCAGACCCUUAUUGUCAAGCUCUCCGUGGCAGUGUGUAUAGGGUUCUUGAUGGCGUGGAGUCCGUAUGCAGUUGUCUCUAUGUGGGCUGCCUUUGGUGAUCCGGAAAUGGUCCCCCCUAUGGCUUUUGCCUUGGCCGCGAUGUUUGCCAAGUCCUCUACCCUUUACAACCCCAUGGUUUAUCUGGUCUUCAAGCCCAACUUCCGCAGAUCCCUGUGUGGGGAUGCUGCUAAGUGCAAGAGAGCUUUAUGCCCUUGUAUCUGUCAGCCCGGUGCCACGCAGAAGGGCAUUUGCUCGUCAUCUUCGCGUUUCGUGAAGGAGGAGUGUAAUUCCACGAGGCUUUCGAAUGGACUGCAUGAGAGUCACAGGGCCUGUAGGCACUGUCCCGAGGGGGGGUCCGGCCAAUGGCUGGACACCACACCUCAGAGAACUGCACGAAUCCUCACUGGAUCCACGCACAGCGAGGUUGCCGUCAGUCAGCUGUCAAACGAACUCCAGAGCGACUUCCUCUAG
Messenger RNA from Chanos chanos (milkfish), 1233 nucleotides. RefSeq names its product opsin 7, group member b (gene opn7b). Gene Ontology annotation, cellular component: membrane. Gene Ontology annotation, molecular function: G protein-coupled receptor activity. NCBI's taxonomy places the organism in Eukaryota, Metazoa, Chordata, Actinopteri, Gonorynchiformes, Chanidae. Gene Ontology annotation, biological process: visual perception; G protein-coupled receptor signaling pathway. The transcript has 6 exons. The coding region runs from base 1 to 1233 and encodes 410 amino acids. The record is from RefSeq and is a predicted model, not a curated record.